GCUAACCUGCACUACGCUGCAUAGUGCAACUUGUCAUGCGUGACUCACAAGACUCCUAGGUUUGUGUUGCAAAAUCCCCAUGCUGGCUAUGGUGUGGGUACGUUUUUACUCAGGAUAUGAUUUAGUAGGGAAUCAGUUAGCAACACCACCUAAUCAUCAAGGGUUCGAAAACAAAAGGACCAAGAUGUGGAAAAAAGUCGCCAUUGUCGCCGUCGUCAACUUAUCCACUGCAAACAUGUCAGGUUCAGUUGAGUAGCACGCAUCGUCACUAUGCACAAGCAGUCUCUACAAUACUGGAAACAUGGCAUGAAAUUUUUGGUAACAACGCACAACCAACAAAAGGAGAAACUCUCGGCCAUUUAUUCAGGAUCGAUACUGUUACUGAUGCUGAUGCGUUUGCAGUUGAUAUGUCGGGGGGGGGGUGCCUCCGAGGUGCAGCGGAAAAAGAAGAAGCAGGAAGCUGCGACUCGUGUUCAGCGCGGCAGGCUCUCGCUUUCGUCUCGGAAGGCCUACAUACCCGAAGAUGAGAGAAAUAUCCUUCAAACGUAACACUGGCCCACCACAAAGUCAAGACGAAGAGAUGUGUUCGAUUAGGUGUAGAAGUUCAAGCUUUAUGCAGAUGCCACAACUUUUACUUUUAGCACCGAACCCGAACCCGAAGUGAACAGCCAGCCCUGAUUGGCAAGCACGAUCGCAUCAUAAAGCAACUCGGUCGAUGUGAAUACAGCAUGACAAACUUGCAAAUGCAAACCCAAUGUAUCUACAAAACUACACUCUUUGUCGAUAUCGCCGGAGACGCACAGCACACACGCUCUGACAUGACCAGAUCUGCGUGACAAACUUCCUUUGAUUUUGCGGUGAGGAGGUUGAUUGCAAACGGUAUAAACAACGUUGGGUGUGUGGCGAGCGACUGGAUGAGAAAGCACUGCUUCACGACUGUGUGGGUGGACGAUCAUCCGUGGCCGCUACCGGGUCGCCACCAGGAGUUUGCUGUGUUGUCCAAUUCUCCUGCCUGGAACCCCAUGUGUGAUCGCUGCUUGCUCGAUGAUGGGUCGGCACUGCGGUGCAGCAAGAAAGUGGCCAGUCCCGGGCAAUGUGACAAAAUCCGGACUACUUCUGCAAACACACCGACAACAGAAUGGAGCAUUCGGUGCUGUCCUAUCACAAAAAACAACAUCACCAUCACGCAAGAGAAUUCGUAUUCAAAAAGCAUUUGCAGCAUGUGCCGACUUGAUGUUGCGGACAAAAGCAAAACAAAAGUGCUAGAUUCAAUUUCCAGGCACUUUAUUUCGAAAGUACUUUCACCAAUGUUAAAGGGCCUUCACCGGGAUGCGGUGGUGAGCCUGCUUAUGCCCGCGGCUGCUUAUGUCCAUUUCCAAUUCCAAGAUCUGUUUUGCUCAGCAACGCCGCGACACAAAAGAUCCUAG
Amoebophrya sp. A120 is the source of this 1427-nucleotide messenger RNA. NCBI's taxonomy places the organism in Eukaryota, Dinophyceae, Syndiniales, Amoebophryaceae. The record is from the annotation of a GenBank genome assembly.